GACAUCUCGCGAUAGUUCGGCGGCAUAAAUACAGCUGCCGCGGGUCUCGCCGUAUGAAUCAGUUCACUGCUGGAGUCUUCACACACUCAUCAGUCGGUUUCUUGUUUGACACAAACAUGGCAGCAGCUGCAGUUAUCACAAAUCAGAACCUGGUGGACAGGGUGACCAGCCUUCCUCUGGUCAGCUCCACCUACGGCCUGGUGUUCAGCGUCUACUCCAACACCAAGGACCAGCACCCUUACAUCAGGUCCGUGUGCGAGGCUGCGGAGCAGGGCGUGCGCAGCAUCACGGCGGUGGCCCUCACCACGGCCUCGCCCAUCAUGGACAAGCUGGAACCUCAGAUUGCUGUUGCCAACAGCCUGGCCUGCAAAGGUUUGGACACGAUUGAGAAAAAACUACCAAUUCUCCACCAGCCGUCUGAGCAGAUCGUUUCCAGCGCCAAGGACGCGGUCAACACGGCCAAGGGCACCGUCUCAGAGACCCUGACCAACGUGGUGGAGAAGACCCGGGGCGCGGUGCAGGACGGGGUGGAGAAGACCAAGGCUGUGGUGAGCGGGAGCGUCAGCAGCAUGCUGGACAGCCGCGUGGGCCGCCUGGUCAGCAGCGGGGUGGACGCGGCGCUCAGCACCUCCGAGAGCCUGGUGGAGCAGUUCCUGCCUCUGACGGAGGACGAGCUGGAGCUGGAGGCAACAACGGUUAAAGGCUUUGAUAAGAAGGAGCCAAGCUACUACGUCCGCCUGGGUUCGGUCUCCACCAAGCUGAGGAGGCGCGCGUACACCAGGGCUGUGGCCAAGAUCCAAGACGGCAAGCAGCGCAGCAUGGAGUUCAUUUCUGAGCUCAACACCACUGUUGACAGGAUUCAACGUGGCAGGAAGGAAACCAAAGAAAACUCUUUGGUGACGUGGAGGUCCAGUAGUUCCCACCAGGAGGACGGUCACGGAGCAGAGGUUAUUGAGUCUCGCACCCUGGCUCUGGCUCGCUCCCUCACCCAGCAGCUCCAGACAACCUGCCUGGUCCUGGUUUCCAGCCUGCAGGGCCUCCCAGCACACGUCCAGCAGGAGGCGCUGUCCCUCAGCCGCUCCGCCUCCCACGUCUACGUCAGCUUCAGCAAAGCCAAGGCGCUGGGAGACCUGCCGGACAGCGUGCUGAGCAGCUGCAAGGCGCAGCUGGGCAAAAUGAAGGACUCCCUGGACAACGUCAUGGACUACCUGGUCAACAACACGCCGCUCAACUGGCUGGUGGGACCCUUCUACCCCCGGAUGGCCCCCGAGCAGAGCGGCCGCUCCAGCCGCGCCUCCACACAGCCGCCCAGCGAGGUGGAGAUGGAGUCACUGGACUCCCAGCAGCAGCAGUGAUCCAUCGGCUGAGCGGAGCAGCACCCGCCACUGCUCCGUGUGGGUGGAGAGCGACGUUUAAGAUGAAUGCUGUGAUUCGCUGAUGUAACCAACCAGCUGUUUUUUACAUUUUAUACAUAAAAUAUGCUUUGAUCACGUUACUUAUCUGCUCGCUAUAAAAAGGUCAUGAAUCAAAAAGUCCCAUUGCCAAAACGAAUCCUGUGCUCAUUUCUACAUGAAUAUUAAAGUAAUUUAUAGAUA
This is a messenger RNA of Betta splendens (Siamese fighting fish), 1595 nucleotides long. It is a transcript of the gene plin2, whose product is annotated as perilipin 2. Bases 54 to 1355 code for a protein of 433 amino acids. Gene Ontology annotation, cellular component: cytosol; lipid droplet. The transcript is spliced from 8 exons. Gene Ontology annotation, biological process: positive regulation of triglyceride storage; lipid storage. The record is from RefSeq and is a predicted model, not a curated record. NCBI's taxonomy places the organism in Eukaryota, Metazoa, Chordata, Actinopteri, Anabantiformes, Osphronemidae.